Brettanomyces nanus is the source of this 570-nucleotide messenger RNA. RefSeq names its product Protein component of the small (40S) ribosomal subunit (gene RPS7B). Gene Ontology annotation, biological process: rRNA processing; translation; ribosomal small subunit biogenesis. The transcript has a single exon. Gene Ontology annotation, cellular component: cytosolic small ribosomal subunit; small-subunit processome; 90S preribosome. Gene Ontology annotation, molecular function: structural constituent of ribosome. The record is from RefSeq and is a predicted model, not a curated record. NCBI's taxonomy places the organism in Eukaryota, Fungi, Ascomycota, Pichiomycetes, Pichiales, Pichiaceae. The coding region runs from base 1 to 570 and encodes 189 amino acids.
AUGUCCAGCGCUACAAGUAAGAUUUUGAACCUAGAACCAUCGGAGUUGGAGUUACAGGUUGCUCAAGCCCUCAGUGACUUGGAGGCUAGCUCUCCCGAUGUUAAGGCUGAAUUGGCUCCUCUAAAGGUGAAGUCUGCCAAGGAGAUCGAGGUUACCGGUAACAAGAAGGCCAUUGUCAUCUUUGUUCCAGUCCCAUUGUUGGCUGCUUACCACAAGGUUCAAAUCAGAUUGACCAGAGAACUGGAAAAGAAGUUCCCAGACAGACACGUUGUCUUCUUGGCCGAGAGAAGAAUUAUUCCAAAGCCAGCUAGAAACACAAGACAGAGUCAGAAGAGACCAAGAUCUAGAACUUUGACUGCCGUUCAUGAGAAGAUUCUUGAGGAUAUGGUUUUCCCAACUGAGAUUAUCGGCAAGAGAGUUAGAUUCAUGGUUGGCGGUAACAAGGUCGCUAAGGUCUUUUUGGAUUCUAAGGACUCUUCCAACGUUGACUACAAGUUGGAUACUUUCCAAUCCAUUUAUCAAAAGUUGACUGGAAAGCAGGUUGUCUUUGAGAUUCCUUCCAAAAUAUAA